GUGCCAAUCCGACCCGAUAGUUCAGUGCCGAUCAUCGUCGCGAGUGGACGCAAAAGAAACGUCUCCGAAUCAAGUCAUCUCAGGAGCGUUUAUUCUGAGAAGUUCAAGCCCAAUAAGUGAGAGUGACCAGGCACACGCGGUGCGUGCGAUUGAUUGGCUGAAAGCUGAAACCGUUGUGUAUUGUGGGAUGGGAACCAUACCGGCGAGAAGACGUUGGCAGACGAUCGUAUGGAUCUUUCCGCUACUGCUGUGCUGCGGGAUGCUGAUCGAGCGCGCCGAGAGUCAAGGUUUGUCAGUGAUUGGACCAAAAACUAUUCGACCUUACAGUAACUAUACAGUGGUGAUCGGCAACUCUCUGAAUCAGCUGAUUCGAUUAAGCGUAACACUCGAGGAUCAAAAUUCGCAAUUAUUUAGUUUCACUAAACGAACCAACGUUCAACGAAAAUCAUGCACGACAAUCCCCAUCACAGUAGGAAAUAUCUCCGACGGGGAUUACAGACUAAAAGUUCAAAGCACAGAACGGACGUUUAGUUUCGAUCAAGAUGCAGAAAUUGUCUUCGAGUCCAAAUCAAUGUCGAUUUUCAUCCAAACUGACAAGCCCGUCUACACACCAGGAGAUACAAUCCGAUUUCGGGUUAUCGUAGUUGACGCUAAUACUAGACCUGUUACUACUAUCAAAUCACUUAGUAUAGCGUUAGAAGAUUCUGAGACAACAUCUAUCAGAAAAUGGCCCUUCGCUCAGCUGAACAAAGGCGUAUUCAAGUCUGAAGUUAGGCUAGCUUCCUCGCCAAUUCUUGGGAACUGGACCAUUACUGUGAAUGCUUCUCAACAAGUUAGCGUUACCAAACAAAUAGAGAUUAAAGAAUACGUAUUGCCUAAAUUUUCCGUGAAGGUGAAGCCUACGCGGAUUCUUCUGGUGGCAGAUAAAAAGGUGUCUCUAACCAUUGAAACAUUUUACACAUUCAAUGAACCCGUUGAUGGCAAUUACGUAGCUAAGCUUUUCCUUGAUCCUCACAUAAGGAAGCCUGACUUUGAAAAAAGUGCUCGGAUCACCGGUAAAGCUUCGUUUGAGUUUGAUCUAAAGGAAGAAGUCGAAUUGGAUGGUGAUGAUCAGUACUUUGAUGUAACUGUCAACGUUGUAGUGACCGAGGCGUUUUCCAAUCGUACAGUGAAUAUUACCGAGUUAGUUCCGAUUUAUCAACAACCUUACGUUGUAACUAUUCUUCCACCCACACCAUCGUUCCGGCCAGGAGUUCCAUACGAUCUUAAAGUAGUUGUGGAAGAUCAUCUUGGGCAGCCACCGCCACUUGAAGAUGAUAAGGCAUUGAUUCAUCUAACUGCAGAAUUCUUGUUACCUAUCAACAGUGACAUAAAAUCUAUUACCGUUAAUCUAGACGAGAAAGGUGAAGGUUCGUUCACUUUAACGCCACAUCAAGAUGCUCAAGAGCUGAUAAUCACGGCUACAUAUGACUCACAAGAAUACGAUAAAAUCCACAAACAGAUACAUGGCGCCGUAUCGGAAAGUAAGCAGUACCUCAAAGUUACUCUGAAUAAAAAAUACAUCAAUAAUGUGAAAGUUAACAGAGACAUCAUCCUCGAAAUCACCUGUACAGAAACGAUGACACACUUCUUCUACAUCGUGGUCGCCAGAGGGAAUAUAGUGAAAGCGUCGAGCACUCCCGUUUCAAAUAAAAAGAAAUAUUCAUUGAGAUUAAAAAUGACGGCGGAAAUGUCACCAGAGGCCAGAGUUAUAGUGUAUUACAACAAUAAGGAUUAUCUUAUAUUUGAUGACAUUGAAUUAAAAUUUGAUGAGUUCAAUAACGAGUUCAAAUUCUUCUUAGACUCGAAAGAAUAUUUUCCAGGACAGGAAGUUCAAAUCGAUGUAUACGCUGCAAAGGAUUCGUAUAUUGCAUUCAGUGGAAUUGAUCAGAGCGUGUUUUUGGUACGAAAUAGCCCACACGAUAUCAGCAGAGAUGACGUGCUCAAAGAGCUUGCACUCUAUGGGGCAACACAACCGAACGAGUUUGAUUACUUCCAUACCCGUGGAUUAUUCCUGCGAUCUACCGCCAUUGUUGAUACUCCUGUUACACGUUCUCAAAACGCGCGAUAUGGUGGUAUACAAAAACCUAGAAGACGUCCUAUCGAAAUCAGGACAAGAUUUUCCGAAUCGUGGUUAUGGAGGGACUUUACCAUGGAUGGACGAAGAGAUUCCAGUAUUAUAUAUGACAACGUUCCAGACACAAUUACCACCUAUCAGUUAUCAGGUUUUGCUCUAAGUCCAACGCUGGGACUAGGGGUAGUCAACCAGCCAGUGAAUUUUCUUGUGAGGAAAAAGUUUUACUUGGUUGCCAAUUUGCCCUACUCGAUUAAACGUGGUGAAGUGGCGCUCAUCCAGGUCACCGUUUUCAACUUUUUGGGAAAUGACGUCACAACCGAUGUGACGCUGUUCAACAAACGAGACGAAAUUGAGUUCGUCGAGAAAGCAUCCACAUAUAAUUCACAUCGCACGAAACCAGUGAUUUCUACAACCAACAAUGGAAAGCCAGUGUCAUUUUUGGUUAAAGCAAAAAAGUUGGGACUUAUUGCAAUCAAAAUUCAGGCGACAAGCUCACUUGAAAAUGAUGCUUUGGAACAUAUGCUUCGAGUUACUCCAGAGAGCUACGAAGUGGAAGCCAAUGUAGCCAGAUUCAUUGAAUUGCCAACGUUUUCAAAAAAAGAAUUCGACAUCAUCCUGAACGUUCCCAAACGAAUCGACGAGGGCUCGACACAAAUAAAAUUCACAUUGGAUCCGGACAUUCUGGGUAAAGCCAUCGAAAACCUGCAUGAAUUGAUCAGGAAGCCUGCUGGUUGUGGGGAACAGAAUAUGCUCUAUUUUGUGCCAAAUAUUGUCGUUUUGGACUAUCUCAGCGAAACCAACACGGUAGCCGAAAACGUGAGGACCAAAGCGAUAGAUUUUCUCAGCAGCGGCUAUCAAAAUCAGCUACGUUACAAACGAUCCGACGGUGCGUUCAGUGUCUGGGGCCAAUCGCACCAGGGCAGUACGUUUUUGACGGCCUUUGUAGCGAAAUCGUUCAAAAUAGCGGCCAAAUACAUCGAUGUGGACAAAUCUGUAGUAGAUGCUGCAUUUGAUUGGUUAGCGAAACAGCAAACCCCAGACGGGCGGUUUCCGGAAGUGGGACAAGUUUUUCAUGCAGAUAUGCAAGGCGGAAUUCGUUCCAACAGUUUCGCUCUCACCGCAUACGUUCUGAUUGCAUUUGCAGAAAAUGAAGAAGUGUUCAAACGAUACAAAUCGGUUAUGACCAAAACUACCAAUUAUAUAGCAAACAAUCUUUACAAUAUGACCGAUGCGUAUGAACUCUCAUUGGCUACCUAUGGACUGAUGUUAGCAAAACAUGGCAAUCGGAUAGACUUCCUUGAAAGACUCGUAGAACUUUCAUCAUACGAUAAUAAAACAUCUGAGAGAUUUUGGGAGAGAAACCCGGUGUCUGUUGAAGUAACCGCAUACGCUAUGCUCUCGUUUAUAUCCAACGAUAAAUUAUUUGAAUCUACGCCUAUGAUGCGUUGGCUUAACAGACAGCGAUAUGGUCUAGGGGGUUUUCCUGGAACACAAGAUACGUUUGUUGGAUUGAAAGCAUUGGCAACGUUCGCUGCUAGGUCGUCUGGUGCUAAAAACGACUAUCGCGUAACAGUAAAAUACAGCCCGAACUUUCUACGAACAUUUGACGUAGACAAAAACGUUUCCAUGAGUACACAAGAGCUAGAUAUUCCAAACAAUAUCAGGAACAUGAAAGUGGAAGUCGAAGGAACCGGACAUGGUUUCUUCCAGGUGUGGUACCAGUACUAUCAAAAUAUACAAGUGGCUAAGCAUAGAUUCAACAUCACAAUUAAUCAACUUAACACGACUACCGACAACGUACAGCAGUUGGAUGUAUGUGUGAAUUACAAUACAGGAGAGGCUUAUAAACUAUCGAGUAUGGCUUUGGUGGAGAUAUAUUUACCCAGCGGGUUUGUAGUAGAAGCUGAUGCCAUCACAGAUAAAACUGGAAGAAUUCAGAAAUUUGAAAGACGCUACUCAGAUACUUCGGUUGUUGUAUAUUAUGAUAACAUGGGACCCGAAUACGAAUGUUUCAAAGUUACUGCCUACCGUCGUUAUAAAAUUGCAUUGCAUUUGCCGUCCUACAUCAAAGCGUAUGAUUAUUACAAUAAAGAUCACUUUGGCAUUAAACAGUACGAGGGAAAGGUGCUUCAGUUAUGUGAUAUUUGCGAAGACGACGACUGCGAAACAUUAUCGUGUUGAGAGAGCUCGAAAUAGAAAAAUUGUGUUCAUUCGAAAAAAGGAGAAAAUGACAAUAUAAAAUACCUGAUAAAUAAAAUAA
This is a messenger RNA of Aedes albopictus (Asian tiger mosquito), 4376 nucleotides long. RefSeq names its product thioester-containing protein 1 allele S3-like. The coding region runs from base 188 to 4297 and encodes 1369 amino acids. Lineage: Eukaryota; Metazoa; Arthropoda; Insecta; Diptera; Culicidae. The transcript is spliced from 14 exons. The record is from RefSeq and is a predicted model, not a curated record. Gene Ontology annotation, molecular function: endopeptidase inhibitor activity. Gene Ontology annotation, cellular component: extracellular region.